CUCUCUCUCCUUAGUUUAUUUUUGGUAGUACUAUUGACCUGCCUUCAAACAGCAUUGGCGAUGAACGCUACGAUAUGCGACUGUAGUCAGGCAAAAAUGAAAGGAUUCUUGAACUUCGGCGACGAAAAUUGCCAGAUUAUAGAAGAUCCAUCCCCCCCAAAAGCUGUUAUAUAUACCCUCUUGUCCCACUUACCAGAAGUUAAACGAUUCCCGGGAUAUAUGUGUAGCGUCUGGUAUGCCCAUCGUUCAGUUAACACAGAUUUCUUUGGUUGGCAUACACAUGGUCAAAGCAAAUGGCCAGCAGUAGCUACUCCAGAAAUGUGCAGCCAAAUGAAAGAAUUCACAAGAUGCGGCGACUACGCAAUGAAUCCGGCGGGGCCACGAAAAUUUUCUUACGACCUGUAUCCUAACAUACAACCAUUGUGGAUGAGAACAAUAACCCAUAAGGUUCUGAACUGUAAAAUUGAAGAAGUAGCUCUAGAAACGGAAUGCGACAAUUGCACAAUCAAUUCUUCGUUAGGAACACUUUCAGGCAGCUUGAACGGGACAGCAACCGUUAACUUCGUUACUUUAAUCUGGGAUAAUUCAUAUAAAGAAAAGAAAGACUGCCAGCUUAAGUUAGUAAGAAGCGGAGAAGGACAGCUUUACAAAACAAAUAAUCCCGAGAACAAACGUUUACAGGAUAAACACAGCCAAACAGACUUUCUCAUCAACACAACAAUGCUCGCUUACUGCGGAAAGCGGCAAUUACAAAGUGUAAUGGGAAUGGAAAAAAUUUUAGUAGCAAUUAACAUGGCACCCCCAACAGGAGAUUCCUACAAAAAUGGGGAAUGGAUUCCAGUAUUUGCCAACAUCCAAGUUCAAGGGAGAAAACUAAUUGAAACGGAGAAAUUCAAAGUCGACAACACUUUAGCAACCCUUCUGCAAAUGCAUCCAGCAAUUCAAAAUAGCCCCCUGAGUCAUGCGUCGGUGAUGGCUGAUAUCCUUGCCACCAUUCACGAACAUCAUUCAGAGGACAACACAAAAGAACUUCUCACUUCCAAUGUCUUAAUUCACCAUAGCGAUGCCCCCCACGAAGAUUUUGUAGCAAAAAUGGGAGGGUGGAUAAAAAAUUUUGGAGCAAUUUCAGGCUUCGGGAUGAUUUCAGUAUUCACCGUUAGAUUUUGUGGUAUCGGAUCCCUCCUACUCAAACCCUUCCCAAUUAUGUCAAAAAUAUUCCAACUAAACUGCUUCAGCAAAACACCAGCAGCAAGUACUGCAACAGCAACACCACCGCCGAUUCAAAUCAUUAUGCCUCCUACCAGCAGUUCAUAUUCAACCAAAUCCAAAGCCUCGGAACGAUCAACAGAGCCCCCACGCAGAAAGAAGAGGCAGCGAAACCGCCAACGCCCUAAUCAACCUGAAACCGAAUCCUUCCUCCAAGAAAAUCAAGCCAACCCUCCCAGACGAGCUUGA
Daphnia magna is the source of this 1455-nucleotide messenger RNA. RefSeq lists its product as uncharacterized. The record is from RefSeq and is a predicted model, not a curated record. The transcript has 2 exons. NCBI's taxonomy places the organism in Eukaryota, Metazoa, Arthropoda, Branchiopoda, Diplostraca, Daphniidae. Bases 61 to 1455 code for a protein of 464 amino acids.